Molecule: messenger RNA, 612 nt
Organism: Symbiodinium necroappetens
Lineage: Eukaryota; Dinophyceae; Suessiales; Symbiodiniaceae
Source: the annotation of a GenBank genome assembly
AUGGCCGGCGUCAGCGUGAGCGAGGCCCUCCUCCGGGCGGGUGCGUCUCAGACGCACGUGGAGGAUGCCACUGAGGACCUGCAGAUGCAGCCGUUGGUUCCGGCUCCAGCUCCGGAUCCCCAAAAGUGGCUUAGCACUGCUCUCUGGCAGCUUCCCUAUGCCUCAGCUUUGAGCCAGGGGCAACUGAAGAAGAUGAAGAGGGUAUGCAGCCUGUCGGAAAGCGAUUUCGAUUCCCUUUGCGACAUCGUUAAAAGGGGCUCUCGAUUCCCGGGCUGCCUCUUUGGCGCGAUGAUUGCAUGUCUCUUCAUCCUCCUGCUCUCGAUGAUCGUCUUCUUUCUGUCAGGAAGAGCCUUUGAGAAAAACCCUGACCCGCCUCCAUACUACAUAGUGGGCCAAGAAUCUCUCUUGGUCUGCUUCUGCCUGGCCGCAGUGUAUAUGUGCGCACUUCCCCGAGCAAAUCGUCAGAUCACGCGCGAUCUCAACCAACACUUCCGGGGGCAUGCAAGCAGCUUAAGCUUCCAUCUCGUCGUCAGACAAAGAACUCUUUAUUGCCUGGAGACUGCAUGGGGACUCGUGGUGGGCUAUGAAACCAGGACUGAUGGAAGCGCCUGA